GUGCGGCGUCGUAUAAUAUAUCAGUGGAGGCAACAGGCGAAAAUAAUAGUUUGGAGAAUGUAGACGAUAUCAAUGCGCAACCGGGUGGUAGUGUCUCUGACAGCGCAAUUAUCUGGCCUCGCUUGCGGUUGUACGCCAACCCCUUUUAUUAUCGCCAUCCCCAGAAUCAACGCUCCUAUCAUAUACGUUCUACCCUAAUGCUUGCGUAUUGCCGAGGAUUGUCAGAUGAUAUCUAUCGAGCUUUGUUGUAGAAUCGAAAUCCGACACAGCGAUAGAAAAACCAAUAUCAGUAAAAACCGAAGACGAUAAAUGGCCAGGCAGAUGGCCGUGCACGACAAGAGACAUGACCAGAGAAUUGUUGGAAAAACGAAAACAGAGACGGAUGAAACGAAAAGAUUUGUUCCCCUGUGAUCUAGACGACACUUUCGAUAUAUUGGAAGAUCAAGCCAAUGAUUAUUCCGAUCGUAAAGAAUUAGGCCAUGCCCGGAUUCCACAAAUAUGUACUCUACCGCAUAAAGAGUCGCUAGUCGAUCGGUGUACCGGUGAAAAAUUUGGUUUAGUCGAUGGUGAUUACAUCAUUUUCGAAUUACCCUCUAAAGCGCGUGGAACAAGGAUCUACGCUGACGUAUGCCUUCGUGGAAUGAAGGGUAUGCAUUUGCCAGAACUGAGCAUGAUGCGGGCGCGUAAAAAUACGUGGAAAUUCUGCUUUUAUCAAGGAAUCAUUGCACUUCUGGCUAAGACACAGUUGAGAUACAAGUAUGCUUGGAGCGCAAACAUCGAUUAUAUCUAUGAUCACGCGUGGAUGUUAUACACCCAUAUUGGUAUGAUGAACAUCAGGGAGAAACAAAGGCUGGACGAUAUCGUGGUGUACAAUUACAAGUACAGCAUCGAAGUGAAAUUGAUUCAAGAGCUGAAGGACGUUCCAAUAGUCACGGAUAUUCCAUGGGAUUACGAGGAGAAGAACAUGAAGCAAAAAAUGAUCAUGGAACGUAAGGAUUUGAUAAACGUUAAACUAGAGGUCGGGUCUGAAAAAAUAACUGACGGACAAAAGAUGCCAUCUUGCGUUCUGGAAGGAUAA
Molecule: messenger RNA, 1078 nt
Organism: Apis dorsata (giant honeybee)
Lineage: Eukaryota; Metazoa; Arthropoda; Insecta; Hymenoptera; Apidae
Exons: 4
Coding region: 344-1078 (244 amino acids)
Source: RefSeq, a predicted model, not a curated record